Molecule: messenger RNA, 893 nt
Organism: Jaculus jaculus (lesser Egyptian jerboa)
Lineage: Eukaryota; Metazoa; Chordata; Mammalia; Rodentia; Dipodidae
Gene: Ssna1
Product: SS nuclear autoantigen 1
Exons: 3
Coding region: 78-437 (119 amino acids)
Cellular component (GO): ciliary basal body; centrosome
Source: RefSeq, a predicted model, not a curated record
GCUCUGCAGAAGCAGUGCGCAGGUGCGGGCGUGGAUGCCGCGGGCGGCGGUUGGGGUAGCCCGGCGCUGAGCCGACCAUGACCCAGCAGGGCGCGGCGCUGCAGAACUACAACAACGAGCUGGUCAAGUGCAUCGAGGAGCUGUGUCAGAAGCGAGAGGAGCUGUGCCGGCAGAUCCAGCAGGAGGAGGAUGAGAAGCAGCGGUUGCAGAACGAGGUGAGGCAGCUCACCGAGAAACUGGCCCGUGUCAACGAGAACUUGGCGCGCAAGAUCGCCUCUCGCAACGAGUUCGAUCGGACCAUCGCGGAGACCGAGGCCGCUUACCUCAAGAUCCUGGAGAGUUCGCAGACUCUGCUCAGUGUCCUCAAGAGGGAAGCGGGGAACCUGACCAAAGCCACGGCUUCAGACCAGAAGAGUAGCGGAGGCAAGGACAGCUGAUGAAGCUGGGUGAACAAGGACCUGUUUCAGCGGCGGCCCGUGAUUGCUCAGCCCCACCGUGUCUAUGACAAAGCAUCUUGGUUCUUCAGGGCCUCAGAUAUCUUCUCACUGUCUAAGCUGCCCAGAAAGGCAAUUACUAACCUCCACCUGCCUUGAAUGGCAAGAAAAGCCCUAGCCACAACUCACUGGGGUGGGGGGAGCAGUCCUAGCUCUGUAUUCAUGAGCUGUGGGGAUCCUGAGCUCUGGGCCAGCUGCGUGAGGAACCUCUCUGAAGUUCCCUUAUUCCUACAGCUGCCAGUGUGGUUCUGGUCCUAGCCUCAGUACUGUGGGAACCCCUUCUCAGCCAGUGGCGGCCCAGGCCAAGCAAGUUGGGAAGGGAGCUCUACUCCAGAACCCAAACCUCAGCGCCCACCACCCAUAGCCUCAGACUGUCAAUAAAGGUUGUUUUUGCAAAGA